ACCUCUCUCCCUAUCCAGUCCACAAAUCCAUUUUUUUUAAAUUUCACUUUAAUCCCUAAAAAAAAAAAGAAUUCAUAUUUGCUAUUCUAGAACUCAAAUUAUUCUCAAGAAAAAUGACUAUUUCUUUAACGAUCGGAGGAAACGGGUUCUCGGGUCUGCCCGGAUCUUCGUUCUCCUCAGCUUCUUCAUCGCUUCGAUUGAAGAACAGCAGACGAAAGAACACGAAGAUGCUGAACAGGAAAGGAGUCGUCUGUUCUUCGUCUUCUGUAAUGGAUCCGUACAAGACCCUCAGGAUCCGACCAGAUUCAUCUGAAUACGAGGUCAAGCAAGCUUUCAGACAACUCGCCAAAAAGUAUCAUCCAGAUGUUUGUAGAGGAAGCAACUGUGGAGUGCAGUUUCAGACAAUCAACGAAGCUUACGAUAUUGUGUUGAAGCAAAUUAAGAAUCAGAUGGAGGGAGCAGAGGAGUUUCAGCCAUUCGAUGUCUAUGAAGAGGGAUUCAACGGAAUGAAUGAUCCAGAUUGCGACACGUGGGAGGAAUGGAUGGGGUGGGAAGGUGCAGGAACCAGAGACUACUCCUCUCACGUGAAUCCUUACGCUUGAAGAAGCGACGACGACGACUUCGUAAUGAUUCGAAUGCACAUAAAUAACAACAGAGAGAGACUAUAAGAUCAAUGUAAAUAGUUGAAAAUUGUCUCUUGAAUGGCUCUUAAAUGUAAAUAAAGUCAUUUCUAUGUUACGUGAACUCUCAAAAUAUUCACGGAUAAGCUUUAAAGCUUUCGUGAAUUUGGAUCUAAUGAUAAUUAAUUUGGAUU
This is a messenger RNA of Brassica oleracea var. oleracea, 814 nucleotides long. Its product is annotated as chaperone protein dnaJ 8, chloroplastic-like. Lineage: Eukaryota; Viridiplantae; Streptophyta; Magnoliopsida; Brassicales; Brassicaceae. The coding region runs from base 114 to 602 and encodes 162 amino acids. The transcript is spliced from 3 exons. The record is from RefSeq and is a predicted model, not a curated record.